AUGAGGGGUUUCAUGUGCCAGUCUGUGGAAGUAACUUCAGGAUGCACCAUACCUGAUCCUCGGUCGGUCAUUGUUCCUAGGAGAGUUCCAGAUCAAGCUCUGGUGGAUUCUACUUGUCUUUUAAACAAAGGCAGGUACUCGAGACUUGUUGAGGCUCAGAGCAUUGGUGCAGCCACAAGCAAGAGUAGAUCAGUUCUGGUGCAUGCUGAUAAAAGAGGACAUAACGAGACCGCUUCUUCGAAAGCCAUCCAGCAACCGUCUUCCCUGGAUUCAUCAGAUAAUGUAUUCCGGGUGGUUGUUAUGAGGGUGUCUCUUCAUUGUCAAGGCUGUGCGGGCAAAGUAAAGAAGCAUCUGUCUAAGAUGGAAGGAGUAACAUCCUUCAGCAUAGAUCUGGAGACAAAGAGGGUGACCGUGAGGGGACAUGUAUCACCAGUCGGAGUCCUGGAGAGCAUCUCAAAGGUGAAGAGAGCUGAGUUCUGGCCUCCUCCUUGAAGAAUUGAAGAAACUGUCUUCUUUAACCUUCCUCUUGGAACUGUUUCAACCUGGUGGUCCAUUCCAUUAAGAAAAAGAGAAAAUUGGCAAAAAGAAAGAAAAAAAGUUGAAGACUCUGAUCAUCCGAAAUGGCCUCAGGUCAGACUGAUAGUGAUGUUGGGUGUUUUGACAGGAAGGCUUGGACCAUUUGCUUUUUUCUUCUUUCUUGGGCUACUGUACUGUCCCUAUUAGAGCCAAACGCAUAUGUUCUUGAGAUUUUAUGCUUAAUGGUGCUAAAUUAUUGUGGCAAAUUUGUAUGUGAUUU
Syzygium oleosum is the source of this 796-nucleotide messenger RNA. Its product is annotated as protein SODIUM POTASSIUM ROOT DEFECTIVE 3-like. The transcript has 3 exons. Bases 1 to 492 code for a protein of 163 amino acids. Gene Ontology annotation, molecular function: metal ion binding. NCBI's taxonomy places the organism in Eukaryota, Viridiplantae, Streptophyta, Magnoliopsida, Myrtales, Myrtaceae. The record is from RefSeq and is a predicted model, not a curated record.